Messenger RNA from Blastomyces gilchristii SLH14081, 903 nucleotides. Its product is annotated as TAM domain methyltransferase. The transcript is spliced from 4 exons. Lineage: Eukaryota; Fungi; Ascomycota; Eurotiomycetes; Onygenales; Ajellomycetaceae. Gene Ontology annotation, molecular function: methyltransferase activity. The coding region runs from base 1 to 903 and encodes 300 amino acids. The record is from RefSeq and is a predicted model, not a curated record.
AUGAGUGCUACAGAACCAGCGGUAGUGGAAACUUCAACACCCGCGCCAGUCAACGGUGUCGGAGCAGAUUCCGUUGUAGAGGUCGACGACGCAGACGAUGCAGGCUUCGCCUAUGGCGAUGAUGACUCUGAUUCUGCCGUGAGCGCUUCGAUAACAUCCUCCAUCGUCAACUAUGAAUACGCCAAUGGCAGACGAUACGCCGGUUAUCGACGGGGCGAGUAUCUCCUUCCCAACGAUGAAACAGAGCAGGAUCGCCUAGAUCUGCUCCACCAUGUCUUUCUUCUCCUAAACGAUGGAAAACUCCUACGCGCACCCAUCGGCCUCAUCCCCCAAAGGGCUCUAGAUAUUGGAACCAGCACGGGAAUCUGGGCACUAGAUUUUGCGGACCACUAUCCCUCCUCCUCCGAGGUGCCACCUAACAUCAAAUUCUAUGCUGACGAUGUGGAGAAGGACUGGACAUAUGGGCCUGAUGAGGCAUUCGACGUUAUCCAUGCACGGCAGAUGGGAGGCAGUAUCAGCGACUGGAAGAAGUUGGCUAAAUCAUGCUUUGACAAUUUGAAACCGGGGGGUUGGAUAGAGCUGCAGGAGCCGGAGACGCUGAUUACAUCUGACGAUGACACGGCCAGCAAGGCGACGGCAUCUAAUGAAUUUCUGGAUCUGUCUAAUAAGGCAGCGGUCCAGUUUGGAAAGGAGCUUAAUAUGGGCCGGAAGUACAAGCAGCAUCUGAUUGAUGCGGGCUCUGUGGAUACACCAAUUGGCCCCUGGGCCAAAGAUCCCAAACUAAAGGAAGUCGGCCGAUACUUCCUCGAGCAUUGCCUGUUAGGCGUCGAUGCCUACGUCCUGGGUUUCAUCGGCAAGCUCCUUGGACUGGGAUUUGUGUCGAAGAUUGACUACUUUGGAUAA